This is a messenger RNA of Odontomachus brunneus, 2344 nucleotides long. RefSeq lists its product as uncharacterized. The record is from RefSeq and is a predicted model, not a curated record. NCBI's taxonomy places the organism in Eukaryota, Metazoa, Arthropoda, Insecta, Hymenoptera, Formicidae. The transcript has 2 exons. Bases 284 to 1564 code for a protein of 426 amino acids.
GCUAUCCCGCAGAUCGUUAAAUCCGUGAGCAAAUAACAAUCUUCCGUCGGCAAAAACGAUUGGCUAACACACCUGUAGUAUUUGGCAUUAGCAAGUUUGAUUUAACGUUAUCUUUAAAAUAAAUAAAGGAAGGAGGAACGUGUGCCGUGAUAUCGUUUACUUCCACAUCAAUACGGAAAAUAGGAGAGUCGUAAAAAUUAGCUUUCGUUCGCCCGGACUCUUUGUUCCCGCUAAAUGAUACAAGAUCACAAUAUAACGUCUACGGAUAUGAUGUUGUUAUCGAAUGCAACAUCAUAAAAUCAUCGAGCGACCUCACGAUUUGCUUCAGUUUCGCCGCGACGCAAUGAUGAUCAGCUUCAUUGUGAUUCUGUCGCUCGUAGUAAGAGCAAUCUCCUCUUCAUUAUCUGUACAGGGAUCGUUAUCAACGCUCGACGACGACACGGUAUCGAUUGAUCUUUUCGCGAAUAAAUCUAACGAUGGUGUUGACGAACUAGUUGAGAAAUUGCACGGGACAAAGCGGAUUCGUCUGAUAAUCGAUUUCGUUGGGAAGAUCAUCAAUAUUCAGCAGGAGAUUAACGACAGAAUCGAUCGUCAUCAGAAUUAUCUCGUGGUAACUUUUAAUGGAACGACAACUUUAAUAAACAUUGUCGGACCUGAAACAAUGAAUCAUGCAAUGCGCAGUGCUAUCUUAAGAAAAUUAGAUUCUAUAAAUACGAAUGUUGCAACAACUGCGCUGAAAGAGAUAUCUUGCAAAACCUUAUUCAAUGAUUUUAUAAGAAGCAUAAUCUCUCGAAUGUGCAAGAUAAAUUUAAUAGACGAUGAAAGCAAAAGCAGCAUUAAUAGAGAUCACAAAAAAAUUCGGUACGACACUAUAACCGGAGGCAAAAUUGCACCGAAAAUAGAAACACGAAUUUUACGUUAUUCUGCAUUGACGGACACUGGCGGUAAUAAUUCUGAGGAAAGUUCUGUUACUAAUAAAAUUCCUGUUGGUCGAAAAAAACGACCGAAUAAAAUAAACGAGUUUGCUGUUAUUAUUAGUAAUUUUACCAAUAAUAAUUCUACAUUUAAAAUGUCGCGAAAUAAAGAUCUAUCCACUGUUAAAACUGGUUUUAUGGAUCGAGAAAUCGUCUCUGAGCAAAAAAAUUUUAGAAAAGGAACAUUCAACGAUAAUUCAUUUGCGACGAAACUUGGUGAUCUUGAAGAUCAAUUCACACUGUUAAAGGAGACUCCAACUUUUCCGUUAGAUAAAGAUAUAAUCAAAUCUAAUCAGAUUGUAAACGAAAAACGGAAAGAAGCUCUUACGAACACAAUAUCGCCUAUAUUAUUUCAAGGGAAUGUCACGAACGUUCCAAAAAUCUUCUCUCGUAGGACAUUUCAACUUCCUUGGAACGUUCCUUGGAGCAAAGAUCAGAACAUGCAAAAUCAGCCUCAUGUAUCUGAGACAAAGAUGGACAAGAUGUCGGCAAUGGAUGAGAUUCUGGAAGCGGUACAUCAAGUCUUGCCAACGAAAAAGUCCGCAAAGAUACCGUCAAAAAAAUCGAAAAUGACAUUUGGGGUGUCUUGAUGCCCGGCGACUCGCAAAAGAUUUUGAAAGUUCUAACAGAUCCUUUCCACAGCACAGCUUUUGUAAUGUAAUUUUAGUCGAGUACAUGAUGUUAUAUAUUGCAGCAUGUAACUCGUAGAUUCAACGUCAUAAAUAAUCGAAAGGGUUUCCCUUUCUAUCCGUACGUUCACACUAGGCGAAAACUGCAUGACUAUUGUGUAACAUAUUACGUAACGGACAGCAAUUUAAGUAGUCGAUAAAUGUUUGCGUAAAAUUGCAUGACGACAGUUUCUGCACGUUUACGCGAAUACGGAUAAGGCAAUUAGUAUUGAGUCGUCGUGGAAGGCUUGCUCUGCGUUUGUGGAAUGAAGCGGAAACACCGCUACAUGGUAUCGAAAUGAUUACAUAUCGCUAGAUCAGAUAAAAAAGGAAAAUUACAAGUUAGAUUUUUAAUGCGGAAAUAACUUGAGAUGCAAUUCUAUCCAAUUGACGACUCAUAAUGUAUGAUAAUUGCCACGGUUACAGGGGCAUCGCGUACUUAUCGAUAAGUGUAGCGAUUACUCACAUGGAACCUCUAGACACCGUCAUGUUCAGGCCAUCGAGCACUACUUUCUCGGAUCCGUAACGCUUUGUAGCGUUCCUCACGACGACAGCCUCCUGUUGCACCAUUUCGCGAAAUGGUGAGGAUUGCUCGCUCAAUGAUGAAACUGCGACAGAAAUUUUUUUCCGUUUAAAUUCGAGACAAUGUUCUUAAAACGAUCGUUUUGUGCGAUUUACGAAGAAACAAUGCCUUUAUUCUGA